Messenger RNA from Xiphias gladius (swordfish), 1262 nucleotides. Its product is annotated as histone H3.3A. Gene Ontology annotation, molecular function: protein heterodimerization activity; structural constituent of chromatin; DNA binding. Bases 135 to 545 code for a protein of 136 amino acids. The transcript is spliced from 4 exons. The record is from RefSeq and is a predicted model, not a curated record. Gene Ontology annotation, cellular component: nucleosome. Lineage: Eukaryota; Metazoa; Chordata; Actinopteri; Istiophoriformes; Xiphiidae.
ACCCAUGAUUGACGCAGCGGCCAUUUUCCCGCUGGACGCUGCUUCCCAUUGUGGAUACGAAGAAGAAAAUAGAGAGAAGCGAAACAUUUCUCACGACUUCUACUCACUUUCCCCUUGGGUGAUCUUUAGAAGCCAUGGCCCGUACCAAGCAGACUGCCCGUAAGUCCACUGGAGGCAAAGCCCCACGUAAGCAGCUGGCCACAAAGGCUGCUCGCAAGAGCGCCCCUUCCACUGGUGGUGUGAAGAAGCCCCAUCGCUACAGGCCUGGUACAGUGGCUCUGCGUGAGAUCCGUCGUUACCAGAAAUCCACUGAGCUGCUGAUCCGCAAGCUGCCCUUCCAGCGCCUGGUGAGAGAAAUCGCCCAGGACUUCAAGACUGAUCUGCGUUUCCAAAGUGCAGCCAUCGGAGCUCUGCAGGAGGCCAGCGAGGCCUACCUGGUGGGUCUGUUUGAGGACACCAACCUGUGCGCCAUCCACGCCAAGCGUGUCACCAUCAUGCCCAAAGAUAUCCAGCUGGCACGUCGUAUCCGUGGAGAGCGUGCCUAAAUGCUCUCUCCUCCUCUUGGUCUUUAAUCUUUUCACUUCUUCCUGCCCUUCCUUCACCAGUCUGUCUCUCCGUCCCUGUGCCCGCCCCUCACUUGCCCCCUUCCUCCCUUUCUCCCUGUGUUAGUAGUGUGUAGAGGAAAACUGAUUAUAUUAUGAAUAAAUAAAGUGUAUAGUCGUGUUUUUCUUAGUGCUCUCGGCAGCAGACAUCUAGGGUACUCUCUUUCUGUGCAUGUACCAUCUCUUUGGUGAUGAGAUCUCCUCAAGCACACGUUUCCUAGUCUGCACUGUUUCUACUCUGACUCUGUGGGGUAAUGGAUGAUUUGUGGAUAGGAUGAGGAAAAAGAUGGACUGGAACAAUGCAAAUUUGGGAGGGACAGAAAGGAGGAGAGGAUGGUUAUUGUCUGCUGGGGGACCCUUGUCUCUUUUUCUGCAGCAAGGUGCUAGAAGAACUUACCUAGUCCUCUUCUCGUGCUUCCUCUACGCUGCCAGCCUCCACUCAGAAAUGUGCAGAAACGAGAGCGUUAGUCUCUGCUCAUGAAAGCCGGGGCUGGAAUUUUUGUCCCUGCAUGUGUCUGCAUGAGUGCUGGCUCUGAUCACCACAACAAAUUGUAUACAAUCCAUUGGCAUCCUUAGAGAAGUUGAUUUAUGAUUACCAUAUUAAUCAUUGCUGUCAUUCGUCAUGUUAGGUUUUUUUUCCUUCCAAAUAAGUCUCAUGCA